AUGGGGGGACGCUGGGGAGGCACGCGGCUGGUCACCGCGCUGCUGUUAGUCCUGCUCGUCGCGACAGGCCUUGCUGCAGAUGAUGGGUUCACAAAGAAGCAUGAGAAGGGCCGAUGCGCCAUUCGCGGGCACUGCGGCAGCCAGGGUUUCUUUGGUCCGCAGCUGCCUUGUCCCGACAACGGACUGGCGAAGACUCCCGAGGCAGAUGUUCGCGAAAAGCUCGUGAGCAUCUGUGGCGACAAAUGGACCGACACGGAUGUCUGCUGCGAGGAGGAGCAGAUCGAUGCUCUGCAAUCCAACCUGAAGCGCGCCGAGUCGCUCAUCGCAUCCUGCCCGGCAUGCAAGGAGAACUUCUUCAACAUGUUCUGCACCUUCACUUGCUCGCCGGACCAGUCUCUCUUUGUUAACGUGACUGAAACGAAGCCGAAGGGCUCCAAGUUGAUGGUCACGGAGCUGAAUCACUUGGUGUCGGACGACUACGGCUCGCGCUUCUAUGACAGCUGCAAGGAUGUAAAGGUCGGCGCCACCAACGGCAAUGCCAUGGAUCUCAUCGGAGGCGGCGCCAAAAAUUACACCCAGUUCCUCAAGUUCCUCGGCGACAAGAAGUUCUUGGGGAGCCCGUUUCAGAUGAACUUCCCGGAUCCUAAGCUGUACCCCGGACUUGAGCCUCAGACCAAGGACGCUAAAGCUUGCAAUGACUCGGAUGAGCGGUACCGAUGUGCUUGUGUCGACUGCCCGUCCGUCUGCCCGGAGUUGCCCGAGGUUAAAGAGAACAAACAAUGCCGCGUCGGUGUGCUGCCAUGCCUGUCCUUUGCCGUCAUCAUCAUCUACUCGGGUUUCAUUUUACUGCUUACCGUUGCUGUCUCUGGACAUGUUGCCUAUCAAAAGCAUUACCAGCACAAACAGGAGCGUCUGCGCCUCCUCCAGGACUUGGAGCCCAGUGACGAUGAAGACGAGGGUGAUAUUGUGGCCGCCGCCGGCAUCCUUGAAACUCCGACGAGGAAGUAUAAGUUGAAUGACUGGUGCGAUAAGGUGUUCAGCCGCCUGGGAUAUACCUGCGCCGAGUUCCCCGCCAUCACCAUACUCUGCAGUGUGGUCGUCGUUGUCCUCCUGAGUCUGGGCUGGCUUAGAUUCACCGUGGAGACGGAUCCAGUCCGACUCUGGGUGGCGCCUGACUCACCUGCCGCGCAAGAGAAGAAUUUCUUUGACGGAAACUUCGGCCCCUUCUAUCGUGCCGAGCAGGCCUUCCUCGUUAAUGAUGUCGACCCGACUGGACCUGGCCCCGUCCUGAGUUAUGAGACUUUGCGCUGGUGGUUCGAUGUCGAACACCGGGUGAAUAGGUUGAUGGUUGACGGAAUCACUUUCGAUGAUGUCUGCUUCAAGCCUACCGGUGACGCAUGCGUGGUCCAGUCACUUACUGGCUACUUCGGCGGAGAGUUCUCCAACAUCGACUCCAAGACUUGGGAAAAGGAUCUUCGGGCAUGCACCGAUUCCCCAGUGGACUGCCUGCCAGAUUUCCAGCAACCGUUGAACCCCUCAAUGCUCUUGGGCGGCUGGAAGGAUGACGUUCUCAAUGCCCAGGCUCUGAUCGUUUCUUGGGUCGUCAACAACCAUCAGGAAGGCACUGAAGAGCUUGAGACAGCAAUGAAGUGGGAGAACGGCCUCAAGAACCUCUUGAGCGCCGUACAGGAAGAGGCUGCUGAGCGUGGCCUCCGGCUUUCGUUCAACACGGAGAUCAGCUUAGAGCAGGAGCUGAAUAAAUCUACCAACACCGACGCCAAGAUUGUUGUCGUCAGCUACAUCAUCAUGUUCAUCUACGCUUCGCUAGCAUUGGGAUCUACGACACUUUCUGUGAGAACCAUCCUGCAGAACCCGGCCAAUGCUCUCGUUCAGUCGAAGUUCAUGCUGGGUGUGGUUGGUAUCGUCAUAGUCCUCAUGUCCGUCUCCGCAUCCGUCGGCCUGUUUUCUGCGGUUGGCAUCAAGGUCACUCUUAUCAUUGCUGAGGUCAUACCUUUCCUUGUUCUUGCCGUCGGCGUCGACAACAUUUUCCUGAUCGUCCACGAGUUUGAACGUGUCAACAUCAGUCACGCCGAAGGAUCUGUGUCGGAGCGAAUCGCAAAGGCUCUUGGCCGGAUGGGCCCCAGUAUCCUGCUGUCCGCGAUGACUGAGACGGCGACUUUCGCUCUAGGUGCGGCCGUUGGCAUGCCCGCCGUACGGAACUUCGCCGCAUAUGCCGCCGGCGCCGUCUUUAUCAAUGCUCUGCUGCAGGUAACUAUGUUCAUCUCUGUCCUUGCUCUGAACCAGCGCAGGGUCGAGGCCAGCCGUGCCGACUGCUUCCCGUGCUUCCGCGUCACUCGUGCGGAUCCCGGUGGCCUUAGUACCGGCGUCGUUUUCGGUGGCGAGGAGGAAGGCACUUUGCAACGAUUCAUUCGCAAGAGCUACGCGCCGACACUGCUGGGCAAGAAGACGAAGACGUUGAUCAUAACCGUUUUCCUUGGGCUGUUCACGGCAGGUUUGGCACUUCUGCCCAAGAUUGAGCUUGGCCUUGACCAGCGGAUUGCGAUUCCCAGCGACUCGUACCUCAUCGACUACUUCAACGACCUCUACGACUACUUUGGCGUGGGUCCUCCGGUCUACUUCGUUACGCGGGAUUUGAAUGCCACCCAAAGAAGCCACCAGCAAGAGCUAUGCGGACGAUUCUCCACCUGUGGCGAACUCUCACUAGCAAACACGCUUGAGCAGGAGAGGAAGAGGCCUGAUACUUCCUACAUUGCGGAUGCCGCAGCCAGCUGGAUCGAUGACUACUUCCUUUGGUUGAACCCGUCUCUCGACAGCUGCUGCUACGAUGAAGGAAAUGAUCCGUUUGGUGAUGAUAAGAAGGCCUGCUUUGCUGACCGCAAUCCUCCAUGGAACCCCACUUUGAAGGGCAUGCCCGAAGGCCAGGAAUUCAUCCAGUACCUGGAGCGUUGGAUCGAGGCUCCCACCACCGGUGACUGCCCGCUUGCUGGCAAGGCCGCUUAUGGAAAUGCGUUGGUCAUCGACUCGGAGCGUCUGACGAUUCCAGCUUCUCAUUUCAGGACGUCGCACACUCCGCUGCGCAGCCAGAAAGACUUCAUCGAUGCCUACGCAUCGGCCAGGAGGAUCGCGUCCGAGAUCAGUGACCGCACGGGCGUCUCGGUCUUCCCCUACUCCAAGUUCUACAUCUUCUUCGACCAGUACGCCUCGAUCGUGCGGGUCACCUGUGCACUCGUCGGCUCCGCCCUGGCCUUGAUUUUCGUGAUCACGUCGGCGCUCCUGGGCAGCGUACGCACCGGUCUCGUCGUGACGGCGACGGUCAUCAUGACGGUGGUCGACAUCGCCGGCACCAUGGCGCUGGCCGGGGUGUCGCUCAACGCCGUCUCGCUGGUCAACCUGAUCAUCUGCGUGGGCAUCGCGGUCGAGUUCUGCGCGCACAUCGCGCGGGCCUUCACGUACCCGUCGCAGUCGCUGCUCGAGCGCGCGGCGCCAAAGGUGCGGUUCAGAGGCCGGGACGCGCGCGCGUGGGUGGCCCUCACCAACGUCGGCGGCAGCGUCUUCAGCGGCAUCACCGUGACCAAGUUCCUGGGCGUGGCGGUGCUGGCCUUCACGCGCAGCAAGAUCUUCGAGAUCUACUACUUCCGCGUCUGGCUCGCGCUGGUCGUCUGGGCCGCGUUGCAUGCGCUGGUGUUCUUGCCCGUGGCGCUGAGCUUGUUCGGCGGAAGAGGCUACAUGGACUCGGAGUCUGAGGGCGGACUCGAGCAAGACCUCCGUGGCAGACGCGGCUACCACCCUGCGCUUUACGCAGAAGAAGAUUACGAUUCGGAUGAUAUGUAG
Messenger RNA from Diplodia corticola, 3852 nucleotides. RefSeq names its product patched sphingolipid transporter. The transcript is spliced from 3 exons. The coding region runs from base 1 to 3852 and encodes 1283 amino acids. NCBI's taxonomy places the organism in Eukaryota, Fungi, Ascomycota, Dothideomycetes, Botryosphaeriales, Botryosphaeriaceae. Gene Ontology annotation, molecular function: lipid carrier activity. The record is from RefSeq and is a predicted model, not a curated record. Gene Ontology annotation, cellular component: membrane.